This is a messenger RNA of Clupea harengus (Atlantic herring), 854 nucleotides long. RefSeq names its product threonylcarbamoyladenosine tRNA methylthiotransferase-like (gene cdkal1). Gene Ontology annotation, biological process: tRNA methylthiolation. The transcript is spliced from 6 exons. The annotation marks the transcript as partial. Gene Ontology annotation, cellular component: endoplasmic reticulum. Lineage: Eukaryota; Metazoa; Chordata; Actinopteri; Clupeiformes; Clupeidae. The record is from RefSeq and is a predicted model, not a curated record. Gene Ontology annotation, molecular function: tRNA (N(6)-L-threonylcarbamoyladenosine(37)-C(2))-methylthiotransferase activity; 4 iron, 4 sulfur cluster binding.
CGUUCUCAUGGACAUGAAGAGGGAGUACUGCGCCGACGACUUCGCACACUGGUGGACUUCCUCAAAGAGAAGGUUCCUGGCAUCACCAUCGCCACAGAUAUCAUCUGCGGUUUCCCCGGCGAGACCGAGGCAGACUUCCAGGAGACGCUGGAUCUGGUGCAGAAGUACCGCUUCCCGAGCCUCUUCAUCAAUCAGUUCUACCCACGACCGGGAACGCCCGCUGCCAAGAUGGAGCAGGUCCCGGCAAACGUGAAGAAGCAGAGAACCAAAGAGCUGUCGGCGCUGUUCCACUCCUACAACCCGUACGACCAUAAGAUUGGCGAAAGGCAAAAAGUACUUGUGACAGAGGAAUCUUUUGAUGCACAAUACUACGUAGCACACAACAAGUUCUAUGAACAGGUGCUGGUGCCAAAGAACCCUGAGUUCAAGGGGAAGAUGAUCGAGGUGGAUAUCUACGAGACAGGGAAGCACUACAUGAAGGGGCGACUCGUGGAGGACUCCCCUGUCAUCACACCCUCUAUCGCCCAGCCCCUACAGCGAGGGGAGGUGUCAGGACUCACGCAGGACCUGAAGGCGUGCGGUGAGAAUGGCCUCCACGGCCCCUCCCUGGCCCCGUCCCUGCAGAAGGCCUCCUCCUGGGGCUCCCUGGACUCUGAGAACCUGAAGCAGCUGUCCGUGGGCUUCGCCAUCCUGGCCAUCCUAGUGGUCUUCAUCCUGGAGAAGAUUUACUGAUAUGCCCCCAGCAGGACACACACACACACAUACACUCUCCAAGAUAUGACAACUCGGUGAUUUCACUAGGUCGUGUGUGUGUCUGUCUGUCUGUCUGUCUGUCUGUCUGUCUGUCUGUCUGU